This is a messenger RNA of Theobroma umbraticum, 751 nucleotides long. RefSeq names its product 2Fe-2S ferredoxin-like superfamily protein. Gene Ontology annotation, molecular function: electron transfer activity; 2 iron, 2 sulfur cluster binding. Gene Ontology annotation, cellular component: mitochondrion. NCBI's taxonomy places the organism in Eukaryota, Viridiplantae, Streptophyta, Magnoliopsida, Malvales, Malvaceae. Gene Ontology annotation, biological process: P450-containing electron transport chain. The record is from RefSeq and is a predicted model, not a curated record.
AAGAACAUCUGGGUAACAGAAAGUAACAGAAAAAAAAAUGGCUUCCCUGAACUUAACUAGCAUAACGCCCCAACCAACAGGAUUUACAUGGAACAACAACAGUUACAGGAACCCAACUAUCUUUAUUCCUAGGAAGAGACAUGUUUCUGUUACAUUGGCCACCAGUUCUCCUGAAACCAAUUCUCCAACUACAACAGAAAAGCCUGAAAUCGAGCUGGAAUUUAUUGGGCCGAAUCCAGGAAAUGAUGGGUCGUAUCCAGUGGAUAAAGCUAAAGCAAUAAGUGGAGAAAAGUUGCUCAGAAACAUCAUGUUGGAUAACAAGAUUGAGCUCUAUGCUGCUUAUGGGAAAGUGAUGAACUGUGGAGGUGGUGGAAGCUGUGGAACUUGCAUUGUAGAGAUUGUUGACGGGAAAGAUCUUUUGAAUGAAAGAACCAAUACAGAACGUCGGUAUCUCAAGAAGAAACCAGAAUCUUGGAGGCUUGCUUGUCAAACCAUUGUGGGAAAUAAGGAGAACUCCGGCAAGGUUGUGGUUCAAAGGCUACCUCAAUGGAAGAAUGCAUAAAGAGACUGUUCACAUCAGGGAUUCUUGGUAACCAAUUUCAACAUUCUACAUUUGCAACUCAUAUAUAUUUUGUGUGAAAUUUCCAAGAUGGUAGUUCUAAUUUAUGAACAAUGAUUGUACAUUUAUACACAUAAUGGAAUUGGUCUCCUCCAUGAUCAGAAUUGUAAAGCUGUUUGAGUUUUGCGUUGC